CUAGCCUACCCUACCGGUGGCAUUCUCGUAAUUAGCCCAAUAAAAGAAACCACGAGACUCUUUUUAGAGAGAGAAAAACAGAGACAUAGAGAGAGAAAUCAAGCUUCUUUUGAACGUUAAUAAAACAAAGAUCCAAAUAACGCCCACUCCUCCCCCUCCUUCUCAAACCCAUCCAAACAAAACCCUAAAAAAAAAGUUCAAAGCUCGAAGAAGUCCAUCAAUGGCGCCCAGAUCCACCAUCAUCUCCUCCUCAUAGCCUAUUCCAUCUCUCCUCUUCCUCCCUUCCCCGGCGCAGGUGCUGGCGCCACCGUCGCCGCCAUGCUCGGCCGUGUCUUCUCCAGCAAGCGACGGGAUGGAUCCGUCCCAGUAUACCUCAACGUCUACGACCUCACCCCCAUCAAUGGCUAUGCCUACUGGCUCGGCCUCGGCGUCUACCACUCCGGCGUUCAAGUGCACGGCGUGGAGUACGCUUAUGGUGCGCACGAGAACCCGACGACGGGGAUCUUCGAAGGUGAGCCACGGCAGUGCCCGGGAUUCGCUUUCCGGAAAUCGAUCCUCAUCGGCCGCACCGAUCUAGGGCCACGGCAAGUGCGGGAGCUGAUGGAAUCCCUCGCCGAGACCUACACCGGCUCGUCCUACAACCUCAUCUCCAAAAACUGCAACCACUUCUGCGACGAGGUCUGCCUUCGUCUCACCUCCAGCUCCAUCCCUCGAUGGGUCAAUCGUCUCGCUCGAUUAGGUUUUCCUCUUCUUUAUCUCUCUAAACCACUCUCAAACUCUUCGAUCCCAAUCUCAUCAUCGAUGUCCAUCUCCGAUCUUCGAUCUUCUCCUAGGUUUUCUCUGCAAUUGCGUGCUGCCGGCGGGGAUCAGCAUGGAAGCCGUUCGCCGGAAAGGAUCGGAGAACACGGCGAACAAAGACGGCGAGAAGCGCAAGCUGAGGAGCAACUCAAGCAGGUGCAUCCCUUCUACUGCUCCUCCUCCUCCUCCUACUCCUACUCCCACUCCUUCUUCUACAACUACUACUACGACGACGACUUCUAAUCGUGUCACGAGAGUUCCUUCUUCGAGAAGAAGGAAGUCUUCGUCUCAGGCGCCGCCGCUCGCCGGAGCGUCGCCGGCAGGGAAGGGCUAGGCCACUAGCCCUAGACCUAGACCUCGGCCUCGGCGGCGGGGAAUUUUUGGGGAGGAUCCGAGGAAAGAAUACAAAACCUUUUUACUUUUUUUUUAAAAAAAAAUUAGAUUUUUUUUAAUUAUUUAUCUUUGUAACUGCCGACAUUUAAUUUUUGGCAGCUGUCACUGCCAUUCUCGCUGAGUUUCUCUGUAAAUGCUGGCAUUUUGUACGGAAAAUUCGUAUUUUGUUUUUCUUUUUUCUUUUUUUUUUUAAAAUUUAAAAAAAUUGGGUGGGAAAGGGGGACUAGUGGGGUUGGGGUGUGUCGCACGUGCGGAAGAAGCGUGUUGCUUUCGGCGCGGGGGUGUGGGCUCCACUGUGUAAGCGAGCGGGAUCACCGCGCCUUGUCCUCUGGGUGGUGUUGUGGUGGUGGUGGUGGGAUUUUACAAAUACAACCUUAACUUUUUUGG
This is a messenger RNA of Dioscorea cayenensis subsp. rotundata (Guinea yam), 1578 nucleotides long. Its product is annotated as deSI-like protein At4g17486. Gene Ontology annotation, molecular function: deubiquitinase activity. The transcript has 2 exons. Lineage: Eukaryota; Viridiplantae; Streptophyta; Magnoliopsida; Dioscoreales; Dioscoreaceae. Gene Ontology annotation, biological process: protein deubiquitination. The record is from RefSeq and is a predicted model, not a curated record. The coding region runs from base 319 to 1041 and encodes 240 amino acids.